This is a messenger RNA of Clarias gariepinus (North African catfish), 540 nucleotides long. RefSeq names its product CDGSH iron sulfur domain 2 (gene cisd2). Bases 88 to 495 code for a protein of 135 amino acids. The transcript has 3 exons. Gene Ontology annotation, biological process: autophagy of mitochondrion; regulation of autophagy. Gene Ontology annotation, cellular component: mitochondrial outer membrane; intracellular membrane-bounded organelle. The record is from RefSeq and is a predicted model, not a curated record. NCBI's taxonomy places the organism in Eukaryota, Metazoa, Chordata, Actinopteri, Siluriformes, Clariidae. Gene Ontology annotation, molecular function: 2 iron, 2 sulfur cluster binding.
AGAGUAUCCGGAAGCUUCUGGUCCUGGGAGGUGUGAAUUUUAAACCUGGACGCAGGAGAGAGAGAGAAACAGGGAGACAGAGGCACCAUGGUGUUAGACACGAUCUCAAAGAUUAUAAAAGUGCAGCUUCCGGCGUAUCUGAAGAAGUUACCGCUUCCGGAGAGCAUCGGGGGGUUCGCCAGACUCACAGUUUCAGAGUGGCUCCGCCUCCUGCCGCUCCUCGGCAUCCUGGCCCUGCUCGGCUACCUGACCAUCCGGCCGUUCCUGCCCAAGAAAAGGAAGCAGAGAGACUGCCUGAUCAACCUGAAGAUUCAGAAGGAGAACCCAAAAGUAGUGAACGAGAUUGACAUCGAAGACCUGCGAAGCACCAACGUCUGCUACUGCCGCUGCUGGAGGUCCAAAACGUUUCCUGUUUGUGAUAAAUCGCACAUAAAGCAUAACGAGCUGACCGGGGACAAUGUCGGGCCGCUGAUCCUGAAGAAGAAAAUUCUAUAAAUUGGUGUUUAAUUUUAUUAAAAAGGAAGAUUUUUUUUCUUUCAA